This is a messenger RNA of Diversispora eburnea, 356 nucleotides long. Lineage: Eukaryota; Fungi; Glomeromycota; Glomeromycetes; Diversisporales; Diversisporaceae. The record is from the annotation of a GenBank genome assembly.
GUUCGUUCCUUUUGAUGCUUCAUUUAAUGAAUUCAUAAAACCCUUUAUAAGAGAUAUCCAGUUAUUAGAAAAUGGAAUACCAAUGAAAAUCAAUAAUAUAGAAUAUUUAAUAAUAGAUAGUUUAGGAGUUGUUACAGCAGACUUACUUCAAGGAAAUGAUCUCUGUGGUAUAAAACAACAUGGCGCAAAUCAUGGGUGUCACAAUUGCCUUGUACCUCGAGAACAAUUAUCUGAUAAAAAUUAUAAUCAUCUUCAAAAUGUCCAUUAUUUUCAUCAGAUAAAAAAAUUACGACAACAAUAUAAUUUAUUAAAAAGUGUACAAGAAAAAAAAGAUUUUGUGACGAGACAUGGAAUAA